AUGUCUACAGUUCGCUUUGUUCAGCGCCUUCCGCGGCCUUCAACGUCGCUUCUCUCAUUCACGAGGCUCGCGACUCGUUCAUUUGGAAGCUCGGCAGUUCGCCCGCAAGAGAGCAAGAAGGAUGGAGUUCACUCGACAACACCGCAGCACCGUGUACACCAGACGGAGAAGUCUCCCAACCCAGCUCUGUCGCACGAUAGCUCAACGAUGACGAAGGAUUUCCCGAAGGUCGGGAAGGACAAUGCACCGCCGGAGCUCCUGAACUCGGUGGACCCAAACUACAAGCCUGAGGGCACAUACCCCGGAAAGGUCGAGCACUAUACGGGAGGCAGACAGCAGCCUGGCGCGCAGAAGCCAGAGCUUGAGGUCGGCGAGAUGGAGGGCAUUACGUUCAAGGUUGAGCCGCUGAAGCGAACUGGGGAGGAUGUGUCGACUAUGAGGGCUCGGUUGCUGUACCAAAGCCGGAAGCGAGGAAUUCUCGAGUCCGACCUGCUCCUGUCUACUUUUGCCGAUGUCUAUCUGGGCGAAAUGAAUCAGGAGCAGCUGCAGGAAUACGACCGGUUCCUGGACGAGAAUGACUGGGACAUUUACUACUGGGCGACCCAGGACCCCCCCACUGAGGGAGAAGCCAAGUCAGAAGUCUCCAAGGACACCCCAACCGAAACGUGGCAACGCACAGGUGCAAAGAGCGGCGAGUGGGUGCAGACUGUUGGUGCCUUCAAGGCUGCGUACCGGCCAGUGCCAUCGCGAUGGGCCGACUCUGAUGUCUUGAGACUGUUGAGACAGCAUGUCCGGGAUAACAGUGCGAACGGUUUCCACGCAGCUAAAAACAGGAAAACCGGUGCAGGCGGCUUGAACAGGAUGCCCAACAUCCAAAUCUUCAACAACUGA
Molecule: messenger RNA, 891 nt
Organism: Aspergillus mulundensis
Lineage: Eukaryota; Fungi; Ascomycota; Eurotiomycetes; Eurotiales; Aspergillaceae
Product: succinate dehydrogenase assembly factor 2
Exons: 2
Coding region: 1-891 (296 amino acids)
Biological process (GO): tricarboxylic acid cycle; mitochondrial respiratory chain complex II assembly; mitochondrial electron transport, succinate to ubiquinone
Cellular component (GO): mitochondrion
Source: RefSeq, a predicted model, not a curated record